Molecule: messenger RNA, 4012 nt
Organism: Dendrobium catenatum
Lineage: Eukaryota; Viridiplantae; Streptophyta; Magnoliopsida; Asparagales; Orchidaceae
Exons: 3
Coding region: 466-3531 (1021 amino acids)
Source: RefSeq, a predicted model, not a curated record
CUCAAAAAACAUAAAAUAGAAUCAUCGAGUCCUUUUAACUCAAGAGGCGGGAGAUUCUGGAAUUCCCAACUAGGGUUUUCAGAGUUCUAAGUUGUUAGGUUUUGUGAAAGUGCGAAUGGUUGGUUGAAGCUCCAGCUGUCAGCGCUACUGUACCGCAUAGGCUGAAUGCUCUCCGUUCGCGUUUUGGAUUUAAUCAAGGUGAAUUGUUGACUUUGAAGAAACAUCAACUUUCUGUUGCGUUUGGCUACUGCAUUUGCAAUUCACUAGAGCUAUUGCGAUCUCUGAGGAAUUGGUUUUCAGACAGCAUGCAUGGUUAUAACAAUUUCUUGAUGUUGUCUGAAAUUAAGCUGCCGGCUAAAGGAUGUAUUAUUCUCGUCGGUUUAAAGUAAAAUAUGCAUGAAUGGGAAGUGUGAUUUAUUUUGGUCUGCUGAUCUUGCAUGAGAGGAUUCCCGUGAUUAUAGCAAAAUGGAAUGCAACAAAGAGGAGGCCAUCAGAGCUAAGGACAUUGCUGAAAAGAAGAUGCAGAUCAGAGAUUUUGUUGGCGCUAAGAAGCUUCUGCUUAAAGCUUUGCAUCUCUUUCCUGAUAUUGAGAAUGCCUCUCACAUGCUAACCGUUUGUGAAGUGCAUUGCUCUGCCGAAAGCUUGGUCAAUGGUCAGAUAAACCAUUAUGGAGUUCUUCAAGUGGAGUCAUCGGCUGAUGAAGCAUUGAUCAGGAAGCAGUAUCGUAGGUUUGCUCUUCUUCUUCAUCCUGACAAGAACAAAUUUUCAGGUGCUGAAGCUGCCUUUAAGCUAGUUGGAGAAGCAUAUAAGGUACUAUCUGAUCAUGCAUGCCGCCAAGUUUAUGAUUCGAAAAGAAGAGUUCAGAUGAGAACCAUGUCUUCUUGGCAACCUUCUCAGCAUGUUAAAAACGCCAAUAGCAAUACUGGGGCUACAAACUAUUCUUCAAGUAAUCAACCUGGCGGAAUGAAACAGCAGGAUAAUAAGCAGCACUCAUCUGCUUCCCAAUAUUUCUGGUCUGUUUGUGUCUACUGCAACAAUUUACUCUCCUAUUCUCGAGCUCUUCUGAAUAGGGAGGUGCAAUGUCAGAAAUGCCUUAAGAAAGUUCAUGCAUUUGAGGUGAGACUCCAAAAUGCUCCACCUCCUGGUUCAAGUUCUGGAUUCCCCUGGAUACACACUGGUUUUCAUCAGACAGAUUUUGCUGCUCGGUAUCCUUAUAAUCAGGGGAGCCAAACUCAUUUUGGAAAUCCUUUAGGGGCAAGGGAACAUGAAAAUGUCAUCAGGCAUCCCACAGUAUCAAAACCUUCAAAAUCUGUAACUGAUACCAAGCAUGGACGUUGCUCUACUAACGAGGAAGAAAAGGCUGAGUUUGGUGGGGAUGCUAUGGCUGGUAAUGAGGUGAAGUCUGAAAGUGGCAAAACUGGUAAGAAAUCAGCAAUGAGGUCUUCUUCACGUGGUGCAUCCCAGAUAAGAAGCAGGAGGACAACUGCCAAUUUUAAUUAUUCAGAUUCUGCUCAACGUGAAUCCACUCAUAAUGAUAAUGUUAUGGAGGUUCCCCCAGCAGAUCUCAAGGAUGGAUCCACAAGUGGCAGGUAUCCACGGAGGUCAACAAGUUGCAAGAUGAAUGACACUUAUAACGAUGAGAGCGAAGAUGAUUUUGUACGCCCGCCUAAAAGGUCAAGAAAUGUUGGAUCUUACAACACGAAGAACCGGGGCAUCUCGUCUCCUGAGGUAGCAACCAAUGGUGUGAAGAAGAAAACCAGUGAGAUUAUGGGGGAGCAAAUAGAUGAAGAUCUUUGUGAAGAUAAUUUACCUGGAGGGAGUGGUCUAGAGAAACGAAAGAUGCCUGAAAGCAAGGACACAGUUCGUAUGAAAAAUAGCAAGCAUAUCGGAGUGGGUUCGAGUGCCAAUUCUGCUGCUGAUGCAAUUUCUACAACACAAGUUGAAUAUUCAUUCUCUUACCCUGAUCCAGAAUUUUAUGACUUCAAUAUGGAUAGAGAUCAAAGUAAAUUUGUGGUGAAUCAGAUCUGGGCGGUAUAUGAUGAUGACGACGGAAUGCCUAGGUAUCAUGCUCUGAUUCAGAAAGUUUUUGCUCCUGGUUUUAAGUUGCAGUAUACCUGGUUAGAGUACAAUCCUACUAGUUUAGCUGAAAAAGCUUGGGUGAAAGCUGGAUUGCCGACUGCCUGUGGUAAUUUCAAACUGGGAAAGGUUUGUACUACAAAAUGUCAGCUGAUGUUUUCUCAUCUGAUUUGUGGUGAAAAAGGUAGAGGAAGAACAUAUAAUAUAUAUCCAAAGAAGGGAGAGGUUUGGGCCCUUUUCAAAGACUGGGAUAUGCAAUGGAGCUCUACUGAAGAGAGCCCUAGGAAAUAUUCAUACGAAUUUGUUGAAAUUGUCUCAGAUUAUGCAUCUGGACAAGACUUCACUGUAAGUCAUUUAGUCAAGGUCAGAGGAUUUCUGUACCUUUUUGCUCGAGCACAGGAUAAAGGAAUCACUGUGGUACCCUCUGGGCAGUUGCUUAAAUUUUCCCACUGUGUACCUUAUUUUAGAGUUUCUGUAGAAAGAGAAGGAAUUCCAAGAGAUUCUUUUGAACUUGAUCCAGCUGCUUUGCCUCAGAAUGUUGUAAAUAUCACUGAUGCAGGUAGUGCUAACAUUACUGAAGUUUUGGAUGUUAAGUCCGGGGAUCCAUGUCCAAGGCCUGCUGGGGUCAAUGAAGAUAAAUUUGAAGGUGAUGUAAUUAAAAGUACAAUGUUGAGCCCUAGCCAGCAUGUUUUAGAAACAGCCAGCAGAAAUAUCAGAUACCAUGCUUUCGGUAAUUCAGAUAAAGAAAUUGAAGACUCCAGUUCUAAUGGGCAGGAAUCUACUAAUCUUGAAAUUUUCAACUUUCAAAAAGAAAGGUCUGAGGAGAAGUUUAGACAAGGUCAAAUUUGGGCACUUUAUAGUGACAUUGAUGAGUACCCUAAUUACUAUGCUUUGAUAAGUGCGGUCGGGUGCGGAACGACUGGAUUAAAUGUGAAGUGGUUAGAGUUCUCUCCUCAGACUGAAGGGGAGAAAUGGUGGUCAAAGAAUGGCCUACCUGUCAGCUGUGGAAGGUUCAAGGUUACGUCAAAAGUUGCUCAAUAUGAUUCAACCCACGCCUUCUCUCAUUUGGUGCAUGCAACGUCCCUCAGGAAAAAUUAUUUGUUUGAGAUAUAUCCUAAUGGUGGUGAGGUUUGGGCUGUAUUUAGUAACUGGAGUCUUAAAUGGACAUCCACAGAUUUUGGAAAUGUUGCAGAUUACGGUGUGGUAGAGGUGGUUGAGAGAAAUAAAUGCAACAUAAAAGUGAUGACCUUGACAAAGGUCAAGGGCUAUAAAUAUGUUUUUAUGCCUAAAACUAGAAGUGUAGCUGACAUCGAGAUACCCAUUGAUGAAUGCUUGAGAUUCUCCCAUCAAAUACCUGCAUUUAGAUUGACUGAUCAACAGUCUGGGAAGUUAAAGGACUGUUGGGAACUUGAUCCCGAUUCAGUUCCAAAGUUCUUAUUGACUAUGAAGCCUUGACUACCCUUUUAACAUUUUACAUACUAAUUUAUGGCAGAUAUGAACAGGGCUAUAGUAUCAAGAAGAAUCGCAAAGUUCUUUGAGUUAGCCAAUAUCUACACAAUCAAAUCAGGUUCUGGUUAUCACAGUGUAAGCACUGAGGGGACAUGAGCUAGACCUAUUCAACAAGUUGGGAUACUUGUGUUUUCUCUCUCAUCAUCUCCAGGUACUUAGCAUCAUAAUCUUUUUAAAUCACUUAAACAUCAUUCUGAGGUAGCAGUCUUUAGGUUUCAGUUAUAUAUGUAUGUUGCAGGGCUAGUUUUGUGCUUUGGUGAUUCUGAUGCCCUGCUAUAAUCCUCUGUGAACUAGGCAGGGAAAAACUGAUUAUUUUGGGCAAAUUGAUGCUUCCCUCUCUCUUCAAAGCUUUCUGCAUUGAAUUUUUCAGUACUUGCUUGAUGCGAUUUAAUAAUUGCUAGAAAAUAAGCAAAAACAGUCUCUAUUA